GUUCACCAAUCCCACCGCCUCAGCCAUCAUCAGCUGGGCUGCAGAGAGAGCAGAAAAGAGUGAGGGAUGAGCCCUGCAGCACGAGCCACACAAUCACACCUGUGCAUCCUCCCACCUGUGGUCAGAUGCUGCUUCCUGCUGCCCCACUUCACGUCAGGGUGAACGAUAAACACCCUGUGCUGACCCUCUCCGAUCCCUGCAGGAGGCUGCUGCUGGAACAGCUCCUCCACAUCACUGUCAUCGAGGAAGUCUUCAUCCUCCUCCUCCUCCUCCUCCUCUUCCUCAGUGUGCUGACCGCUGCUGAAGUCCUCCGUGCUCUUCAGCCUCCACGCGGAGAGAGAGAGCGACCUAUGCCGCAGAGAGGACACACCUCUGAGCCGGGGUAUCUGCUGGGUGCUGACUGCAGCUGCAGGUGGAGGUAUGUGGAGCAGUCUGCAGGUUGGUGCUGUGUGACAUUUCCACGUGCAGGGUCGUUUCAGGAGUGCUGACCACGUGUGAAUCCUCCUCAGUGACGUCAUGUUUCACUCGGAAACUCUCCUGCAGGUUUCAUCGGGACUUGCAAGAACAGAGGAGACAAAGCUCCUGCCAAACUGUGCACCUUUCAAGGUCAGGCAUCUUUCUAUCUUCGAUGUAAUGGGAGCAGUGUGAAGGCUGGUUUCAUUCAGGAAAGACGGAGAGGAAUCAGGCAUGGCUCAACAUGCUGCAACAUGACCCACUAUGACUCCAUACAGAGCGGAGCGAGUUUUAAGAGGAAAUCAUAUCUGGAUUAUUUGGGGGUCUUGUGUGUUCACUUGGGGCCUCAGCGAGGGGCCAUGCCGGGGCUGGGAGGACUGUGGCCCACAGGACUGCUGCUCUGCUUCCUCAGUGUCUGUGUCUGUCUAGAAGAAGAGUGUGUGAUCGGUUUAGUCGGCCGGCCGGUCUCUCUGCCCUGCUUCUACCCUCAGUUAUUGACCUCUGUGAACGUCUCUGUGGAGUGGAGACGGGACGAUGAGGAGGUGCUCAGAGCGACGUGGAGGGAGGAUGGAGAUGUGGAGGAAUGGAGCGUUAACAGAGCCAGCAUCUCAGCUGAAGCUCUACUGACUGGAAACGUUUCUCUGGAGCUUCCUUCAGUGUAUCCUGAUCACAACACAACAAACUUCAGUCUGUUCAUCAUUUCACAGGAGAAUCAGAGCGCCGCGCUGUGCAGUGUGUGCCUCAGGAUAGCAGCAAGUUUCAGCUUCCCGCAGCUGCAGAGGGAGGAGGCAGUGGAAGGGAACCAGACAAGCUUCUCCUGUAGCUCCACCGGUGGAUUUCCUGAACCUGUAGUCCACUGGCUCAUAGACAACAAUAGCAAGCCUCCUGAGAGUGCAGUGAAAACCAUCAUAACCUCAAUCCCAAACACCCUACUUUACAACAUCACGAGCAACCUGACGGUCAACAUUUCCAAAGACUCCAGCGUGUCCUGCAUCAUUGAGAACCCAACCAUGAACAAAACCCAGACUUCCACAAGCCUUGGAGCCGGGGGCAGCCAGGUGGUGAGCAGAGCGUCGGAGGCCAUGUGGAUCUUCAGCACGGUUCUCUCUGUGGUGGUCGGGGUCAUGGUGGUGGUUGGAGUCGGCUACCAGAUCCACCUGGACAGGAUAAGUAAGAGGAAGAAGAAGGAGUUCCAAUACCAACAACAGCACACUAACAGAGGUUACAAAAGGAGAUUUCCAGACAAGGAGGAGACAGAGGUGAUGAAAACAGAAACGGACGUGUAAAGAAUCAGCAGCCGAUAAAUCCUCAUUGAUGAGAGGCGACAGAGCACUGAACUGUAAAUAUGUACAUGUUGGGACGUUUGCACUAAUCAAUACAAGUGAUGGGUUUUUAAACGGACAAUGUAAAUACAAACACAAACACUAUCCCUUCACUUGAUGCAACUUUCUCUUUUGUUUACUGAACAUGUUUUUUAAACCUUAAUAAAGAUGCCGAAAGCAUCAAACUUUAUU
This is a messenger RNA of Notolabrus celidotus (New Zealand spotty), 1967 nucleotides long. Its product is annotated as ICOS ligand-like. The record is from RefSeq and is a predicted model, not a curated record. Lineage: Eukaryota; Metazoa; Chordata; Actinopteri; Labriformes; Labridae. The transcript has 8 exons. Bases 708 to 1739 code for a protein of 343 amino acids.